Nematostella vectensis (starlet sea anemone) is the source of this 1500-nucleotide messenger RNA. RefSeq lists its product as uncharacterized. Lineage: Eukaryota; Metazoa; Cnidaria; Anthozoa; Actiniaria; Edwardsiidae. The record is from RefSeq and is a predicted model, not a curated record. Bases 107 to 1264 code for a protein of 385 amino acids. The transcript has 5 exons.
GAUUUAAGGUGUAUUAAUCACUAUAAAAGGCACUCGCUGAAUGCGCAAAGCACAGAGUGUUUGAGAUCUGAGCAAAACUCAUACUUCUUACACUUCUCUUGCCACGAUGAAAGCGGUGAUAGUUUUAUUGCUAGUGGCCUUCGCCGCAGCAGCUAUUGCAUAUCCUUUGGAAACUUAUGAUGAUGUGGAAGAGGCCUUGGGAGAAGUUAUGGAAGACCACAGAGCUGCCAAGUUCAGGUGCGAAUUACGGGAGAAAGUAAGGAAGAUCGUGGAAGUAGGAAAGAAUGCUUUGAAAAAUAAUGUCACGCAAGAAGAAGUGUGGAGAGAGGGAAUGGAGAAGACGAAUAAACUGAUUCGGGAAACGAAGAACAGGUUAUCGGAGGAAUUCAAGGAAAAGCUCAAGCCGCAGGUACACAGGCUUGAAAUGAAGAUUUACAGAUACCACAUGCGUAUCCUAAAAAAUAUGUACAGAGAGAUGAAGAAACAUAAACUGCAUGAAUUUGCAGAGAGAAUCUUGUCUGCGAUCAAUCAUCUCAAGGAAAACAAGCCAAAGUACCUGCCAGGAAAUAAAGAUGAUGAGGAUGAAGAACUAGAUUAUCUUGAAGACAUCGAGGAAGACUCCGUUGCCGAGUUCAGAUGCAACUUGUAUGAGGCUGUGAAGAAAAUCGUCAAAGCAGCUAAAAAGGCCAAAGAGGAAAAUGCCAGCCAUGAAAAGAUCUGGAAAAUGGGAGAAAAGAAGACAGAUGCACUUCUGAAAAAGAUAAGCAUAAAAUUAUAUAUGGAAUUCCAUAAGAAAGUAGCAGCCAACCCCAUAGUCAUAAAGUUGUACAAAGAGUUUAAGAAGAAAGCAGGGAAAAUUCCCAAAGUCCAGAGGAUGGCCAAAAAGCUUGGCAAGAGAAUCUAUGAACUCCAUCUAUUCGUUAUGGAAGAAAUGCAAAUGUUGUUGGAAAAGGAAGGUAUGGAUAAAGAGGCUGAACGUCUGGGGAAGGCUAUCAAAGAAUUCAAGGAAAAGCACAAGGCCAAGUAUGGCAAGGAAGAUGAAGAUGAGGCUUUGGAACUUUCCAAUUUUGCUGAACACGCCUUUGGUGGGACCGAGGAAGAUGAUCUUCCCGAAGAAGAAUCGAAUGCUCUCGGUGGUACCGAAGAAUCGAAUGCUCUCGGUGGUACUGAAGACGAAUCGGAUGCUCUCGGUGGUACCGAAGACGAAUCGGAUGCUCUCGGUGGUACCGAAGACGAAUCGGAUGCUCUCGGUGGUACCGAAUAAGAAAUGACAACAAGUGGAUAGAAAUAGGGAAUGAGAAAGACGUUCAGAUAACAACAAUUGAAUAAUGAUACGGAAUGGAACCAUGGCAAGCCUACAAAAAUUUUGUUUUAUAUUAGAUGCUAAAAUCUGUUAAUUCUUUUUUUUCUAAGAAAGCUUUUUUAUUUAGUAAAAGUGCAAACAUUUAGAUGGUUUUGAUUCUAUUGUAACCGAUGUUCUAAUAAAUGAAUUUUGCAUUA